UCCGGGACCGACUUAGCCCUCCUCUCUGCUAGCCGUUGAACCGUUGUCAAGGCAACCGACGCCCGCUAACCCAAACGCUGUAGCUAAAUAGACGUUAGAAAAGUUUAAGAAGUUUUUAUCGACGUUAAAAACAAAAUGGUACACGAGGAUUUGCGAGUGGAGUGGAUCCGACAGAAGGUCACAGCCGGGUUUGUUUUAGCAAAGCUUCCCGAAUGUUUCGAUGAACUUCUCAGUCGAGAAGAUGGCGAAGAAGAAGAGAAAAUUAUCCGCUUUCUGAACUUUGUGUCCGAUGAGGACUCGUCGUCAUGUCUUCUGUUUUUUAAAAUAAUUAGAGAGGAAGAAGUCGAAGUUCCUCACAAGGAAAAAUCUGGAGACUCCUCAGAUCCUGACCAGACGUUCUCAUGUGAAGCGAAGUCAGACAUGAUGUCGGACUCAGAGGAGACAAAUGAGGAAAAACAAUCAACUGAAGUAGAAGUUGUCUAUCACACUGAGCUUCAUGUAGCUGUAAACCAGCACCCAGAGCAGUUUCUGAAAUCUAAGGUCUUCUACUUUCUCCGGAAUACAAAGGACACUAUUGUUCAUCCGACGGACUUGAAAGAGGCCAACAUCCUAAUGCCAAGGCUGUUUGAUAUCGGCUUGCAUAUGGGAGACGCCCUACAGGUGCUGCGGAGGAAACUUGUAAAUAUGUAUAUACCUCAGCUCACUGCACACCAGAUGUCAAAUACUGGAGCAGGUGGUCAGCACAAGGAGGUUUCUUCUCAGGAGAUCUGCAAAGAUGGCGGAGAGGAGACUUCAGUGAAAUUCCUGCUUCGUGAUGAACUGCUCAACAGGACACACAAGUUCUUGGCAGUGGUCAGUGCAACUGUGGUGCGCCUUCAGAUAGAAGAUGAGAUUAUACUCCAGAUCCCUGAUGUUGACCUGGAGCCAGAGGUGGAUGUGCUGCUUAAUAAUCCAGAGACUUUAGAGGCAUUGGAGCAGUGCGUGAUGAACUGGCAGACUCAGAUUACCAUUGUAAUGGAGGAACAGCAGAACAAAAAAACACUGGGACCGGGGCCCAUGGCGGAGAUAGAGCUAUGGCAGGAGCGCGCUUCUGUCCUCAAUGCUCUGAGUGAGCAGCUUAAACAGCCUGCAGCAGAGAAGAUCUUCCUGGUGAUGAACAAAGCCAAGGCAGCCUGCAUUCACACCCUCAAUGGAACAAUGGCUGAGCUAAUUAAAUACCAUACAGAGUCACAUGAUAACAUACGCUUCCUUAGAGUCCUGGAGAGACACUUUAUGAAUUUGGCUGCUGGACCUAACUUUGCUAUGAUCCUGGAGACCAUCCCUCAUCUGAUGGACAGCUUGCAGAUUGUGUGGAUAAUCUCUCAUCACUAUAACUCAAAUGAAAGAAUGGUCCCUCUAAUGGAGCGUAUUGCCUGGCAGCUGUGUGAGCGUGUGGCUCAAGGAGUUGAUGUCCAUUCAAUAUUCAAAGAAAAUAGGGAAGAGGGCAGGUCCAAGGUACUGGAGGCAAAGCAGGUUCUGGAGGGAUGGAGGUUGUCAUAUUUUGAGAGGCGAGCAGAAAUUGAGAAGUUGGGCCGAGCCCCUCGCUGGGAAUUUGAUCGUAAAAGACUGUUUGAGAAGUCUGAUUACAUGGCCUCAGUCUGCCAGGACCUGGGCCGGGUUUUUCAGGUGUUGGAGGAGUUCCACAACAUCUUUGGGCCAGAACUGAAAGGAGACAAACGAGUUAACGAGGUGCUGAAGAAAGUGGAUGACCUAGUUUUGCCCUUUCAGGAGGUCACCUUUAACCCUUUCAGUGUAUCAAUGAAAACCAGCUGGAAAAUCAUUCUACAAGAAUUUGAAAACACCAGUAAGGCUAUCGACAAAGAAGUCAUCGACUUUGUUGAUUUGACUUUUCACACCCUGCACUCCUCAGCCGCUGCCUUUGAGAUGCUGCAGAAAUUCCAGAAAAUCCGCACCAGGAAGGCCAUCAACAACCAUCUGAUGAGUAAAUGUAAUGAUAUCCUGACCCAGUACUGCAGAGAGGUGGAUAGCAUAAGUGAUAUCUUUGAAGCAGAGAAGGACCAGCCUCAGCUGACUAAAAACGAGCCUCCUGUUGCUGGAGCUAUAAGAUGGGCUCGAACUCUUGUCCACCACAUCAAACAAACCAUCCUUCCCUUACUGAAAGUACCAGAGAUGCUCAGCAGAGAACAGACCUCAAUGGCCAAAGACAAGUACGUGAAAAUGGCAAUGCGUCUCAAAGACUAUGAGGUGAAGAAGUACGAGUGUUGGCUGCAAGACACAGAGAGCAAAUUAUCAACACUAAUGAAGAAAAAAGUGUUGAUUAGUAAAGAAACCAGAGAGAUGGACUUGAAAACAACUGAAACAAGCCAGAAUAUGAACAUCCAAUACAUUGUUAACUUUGCUCCAGAACUCAAGGAAACAAUUUGUGAAACAAACUACCUCGUAUCUCUGGGCUUCUUUGUGCCUCAGCUGGAUCAAAACGUGGCUCUUCAAGAGCACAAUCUCAUCAGGUAUGUGGACGAGCUGAACAAGCUGGUCAGCCGGUACCAGUCUGUGAUGGACAGCCUGAGCGAGGCUCAUCUUGUUAUGCUGUCACCACAAAUACAGGAUAUCAGAAAAGAGAUGGAGUAUGGAUGCAAAAGACUCAACUGGAAUUCUUUGGGGAUACCUGACUUCAUCAGCCGAGGUUUGCAGACCGUCUCUAAAUUUGAAUCUCUGGUCAGGCAGAUUUUCAACAAUGAGAGGGAUAUGGAAUCCAAGUUACAUUUGAUAAUGAUUGCCAACUUAAUCAAAUGUCCAGUACCAGACACAUCAAGUGACGUACCAGGCCUCAAGCAGUUCUGCAGACGCAUUGAGGACGAGCGUGUGAAGACAUUGGAUUUACUUGUUAGUAAAUACACUGACAUUGGUCUCCUCAUCACUAAGACAGAACAUUUGAUCCUGGAAACCAGCAGUGGAAAAGCCAAAUGCAUGGCAGCUUACUGCAUGCACUGGGAGCGCAAAGUGUUUGACUCCCUAAAAAAGAUGGUGCUGAGGAGUGUUAAAGAGUUGGACGUGGUGCUGAUGGGACGAACACCUCUGUUCCAAAUUGAUGCCAUCCUGUCGGUCCCAGAGAUUGUGUUCCAGCCCCACAGUAAUGAGAUCUACUGGCUGUUCAUGCAGUCCAUCAGAGAAUGUAUAGAGAGCACUAAACGGUUUCCACGCUGGAUGCAUGGGACCUGCAUCGAAUGCCCGCCACAGCAAGUGGAAGGUGAGGAUGAGUUGGUAACCAUUUCCUUCCUUAGUGAGAUCUGGGUGGACCCUGGGAUAAUUGAGAGUGCUAAGACAGUUUCUGAAAACAUCAAGCAGCUGCUUCUCUCUGUGGAUCAGUACCUAAACCACUGGAAACACUAUCGACCCCUUUGGGAAAAGAACAAAACCAUUUUUAAUGAAGCGUUUGCAGCGAAGAAGCCUUCCUGUGCUAUGUACGAUGAUAAGCUACAGUUCCUUACUGACAUAAAACAGAAGGUGAUGCAGGAACCUCGGUGCAGCACCAAGAACAGCAUCUUUCUGAACCUGGAACCACUGGUGAACGCAAUGCAGGAACUUGCUGAGUCCUGGAUCUGGUCACUUAGUAGCUUCCUAAACAAGUCUGCUAAAGAGGAUCUCUUCAACUUGAGGGAUGAACUUAUGCAACUCACUAAGAAGCUGAAGAGAAGCCCUGACACAUUUGAAGACCUGAAGGUUGUGUUGUCCACCAUUUCAGACAUCAGUGGCAUGUCUUUAGAUGUGGAAAUCAGAUUCACUGAUAUCCAGGAAAGAUACAGAACUCUGGCCAUGCACAGCGUGAAGGUUGGUGAUGAUGAAAAGGAGCUAGUGGCCAAUAUUGAAAACAUGUGGAAGGAUCUGUUUGCUGAAUCUAGAGAAGUGGAUCAAAGUCUAACAGAUGUCAAAAAGUUAUUUACUGAGAUUAUAAAGAAGAGGAUUGAAGAUUUUAAACAAGAAUUGGUUGUUUUUGCUGAAAGCUUCACCAUGCAUGGUCCUGGAGCUGUGGGAGAUCAUUUGGACGAAGGACUAAAGAUAAUGGCUAAGUAUGAGGCGGACCUCGCCAAAAUAGAGGCAGAACGGCAGGAACUCACCAGUGCUGAAAAGCUGUUAGAACUACCAGUCAGCGUGUUCCCAGAGGCCAGCAGGAUUCAGAGUGACAUGAAGGGAUUAAGACAGAUAUAUGACAUCUACAAAGCCCAGAAGAAUGCAAAAUCAAAGUGGUCUCAGACGUUGUGGGUCGAUUUGGACCUCCAGGUGCUACAGGACGGCAUCGACGAUUUCCUCAAAAGAUUUAGAAAGUUGCCCAAAGAUGUGCGGUCGUUACCUGUGGCGUUCUUCCUAGAAGGAUGCCUGAAGGAGUUCAGAGAAUCUCUGCCACUUCUGCUGGACCUGAAGAACGAGGCCCUUAGAGACAGGCACUGGAAGGAGUUAAUGGACAGGACCGGCACAAGCUUUGAGAUGAACUCUGAGAACUUCACGCUGGAGAACAUGUUUGCUAUGGAGCUCCACAAAUAUGCAAAUGUCAUAGGUGACAUCGUCACCUCUGCUGUAAAAGAGCUGAGUAUUGAGAAGGGAGUGACAGCAGUGGCAGAGACCUGGGACAACAUGAGGUUUAGUGUGCAGACGUAUUUCAAAGGCACCCAGGAGCACGGUGUUAUUCUAGGUGCUGUAGAUGAGAUCCUGCUAAAUGUGGACAGUGAUGUCAUGAACCUGCAGAGCAUGGCUGGCAGCCGUUUUGUUGGACCUUUCCUUGACACUAUACAACGAUGGGAAAAAGAUCUGUCUCUCAUAAGUGAGACAAUAGAGGUAUGGCUGGUAGUACAGCGAAAGUGGAUGUACCUGGAGAACAUAUUCAUUGGUGGGGACAUUUGCCUUCAGCUACCUGAAGAAGCUAAGAAGUUCGAAAAUAUUGACAAGAAGUUUAAAGAAAUAAUGCACGACACAGUCAAGGGUCCAAAAAUUAAGCAAUGCUGCUUAGCUCCUAGUCGACUAACAGACCUACAGACCUUGAGUGAUGGUCUGGAGAGGUGCCAGAAGAGCCUUAAUGACUACCUGGACCCCAAGCGAAACGCAUUUCCACGUUUCUUCCUUAUCUCUGAUGAUGAACUGCUCAGUAUUCUUGGAAGUAGCGACCCUGCUUGUGUGCAGGAACACAUGAUCAAGAUGUACGACAACAUAGUUUCACUAAGAUUUGACGUGGAAAGCGGUGGGGAGACAGUAGUCGCUGCCAUGGUGUCUGCUGAGGGGGAGGUGAUGGAGUUUAGGAGCCCCGUCCCAGUGGUGGGGAGAGUGGAAGAGUGGAUGAUGGCAGUACUUGAAGAGAUGCGGAGGACUAACCGGCUCAUCACCAAGGAGGCAAUCUUCCACUAUUGUGAGGACAGGAGUAGGGUGGAGUGGAUGCUUCUGUAUCAGGGCAUGGUGGUGCUAGCUGCAAAUCAAGUGUGGUGGACAUGGGAGGUCCAAGAUGUUUUUAAAAAGCUGAAGAAAGGAGAAAAGCAUGCUCUGAAGAACUAUGCUGAAAAGAUGCACCGGCAGAUCAAUGAACUGGUUACACGCAUCACUCAGCCUCUGAGGAGAAAUGACAGACGGAAGAUCAACACUGUGCUCAUCAUUGAUGUCCAUGCCAGAGACAUUGUGGACAGUUUUGUGGAGAACAGUAUAAUGGAUCCAGAAGCAUUUGAGUGGGAAAGCCAGCUCAGGUUCUACUGGCUCCGGAAACACGACGAUCUGUUUGUGCAUCAGUGCAGCGCCUCGUUCUCCUACGGCUAUGAGUACAUGGGGCUGAACGGUCGACUGGUUAUAACCCCACUAACAGACAGGAUCUACUUGACCCUUACACAGGCCCUCUCUAUGUACUUGGGUGGAGCUCCUGCUGGACCGGCUGGUACAGGAAAAACAGAGUCCACCAAAGAUCUGGCUAAGGCUUUAGGCCUGCUUUGUGUGGUUACAAACUGUGGUGAGGGCAUGGACUACAUGGCUGUUGGGAAGAUCUUCUCCGGCCUUGCCCAGUGUGGCGCUUGGGGCUGCUUUGAUGAGUUCAAUCGUAUCGACGCCUCUGUGCUGUCCGUUAUUUCUUCUCAAAUGCAGACCAUACGCAAUGCCCUCAUUUUACACUGUAAAAGAUUUCAGUUUGAGGGCCAGGAGAUCAGCCUGGAUGACCGCAUGGGCAUCUUCAUCACUAUGAACCCUGGUUACGCCGGGCGUACAGAGCUCCCAGAAUCAGUCAAAGCCCUCUUCAGGCCUGUGGUGGUGAUCGUACCUGAUCUACAACAGAUUUGUGAGAUAAUGCUCUUCUCUGAGGGAUUCCUCAUGGCCAAGGUUCUUGCAAAGAAGAUGACGGUGCUCUAUAAGCUAGCUCGUGAGCAACUAUCCAAGCAGUCUCACUACGAUUUUGGCCUCCGUGCUCUGAAGUCUGUGCUGAUGAUGGCAGGAGAGUUAAAGAGAGGCUCACCAGAACUGGAGGAGGACGUGGUGUUGAUGCGUGCUCUCAGAGACAUGAACCUGCCAAAGUUUGUUUUUGACGAUGUCCCUUUGUUCCUUGGACUAAUCUCGGACCUUUUCCCCGGACUUGACUGCCCUCGUGUUCGCUAUCCUAACUUCAAUGAUGCUGUGGAGCAGAUCCUGGAAGACAACAAAUAUGUUAUCGUGCCUAACCAGGUGGAUAAAGUGGUGCAGAUGUAUGAGACGAUGAUGACCCGGCACACUACUAUGGUUGUGGGCCCAACUGGUGGUGGGAAAUCUGUUGUGAUCAGCACACUGUGUCAAGCUCAGACCAAAACGGGGCUGCAAACUAAGCUGUAUCCGCUGAACCCUAAAGCCAUGAGUGUCACUGAACUUUAUGGAGUUCUUGACCCGGACACUCGGGACUGGACUGAUGGGAUUUUAUCCAACAUCUUCCGUGAUAUCAACAAGCCUACAGACAAAAAGGAGCGAAGGUACAUCCUGUUUGAUGGGGACGUGGACGCUCUUUGGGUUGAAAAUAUGAACUCAGUCAUGGAUGACAACAAGCUCCUCACGUUAGCUAAUGGAGAACGGAUUCGUUUGCAGAGUCAUUGUGCACUGCUGUUUGAGGUCGGCCAUUUGCAGCAUGCUUCCCCUGCUACCGUGUCUCGCUGUGGGAUGGUUUUUGUUGACCCAAAGAACUUGCGAUAUACCCCGUACUGGCAAAGAUGGCUGCAGCAGGUCAGAAGGAAGGUUGAACAAGAGGUUCUUAGUAGACUGUUUGACAAAUAUGUGCACGGCUGUAUUGACAUGAUUGUAGACGGUGUUGUUGAUGGUAAACAAGGACAGAAACUGGAGACUGUGGUUCCUCAGACAGACCUGAAUAUGGUCUCUCAGUUGUGCUUGACGCUGGAUUCACUGCUGGACAGUGACAACAGCAGGGCUGAUGUCCUGGAGAGUUACUUCCUGGAAGCUCUGUAUUGCUCACUGGGAGCCACCUUGGUGGAAAGUGAUCGGAUCAAGUUUGAUGAGUUCAUCAAAAGACUUUCUUGCUUAUCCACCGUGCACGAAGAAGAAGCCCUGGCUGGGCCUGGUGAGAUCCCAGGAUACCUCCCAACUCUGUAUGAUUUCCAUUUUGAUGGAGCUCAGAAGAAGUGGGUUCCCUGGAGCUCCCUGGUUACUAAAUACACUCACAACCCUGAAAUGAAGUUUGCUGAUAUCCUAGUACCAACUGUUGACACCACAAGAGCCAACUGGAUCUUGGAGCAGAUGGUGAAGAUAAAGAGACCAGUGUUACUUAUUGGAGAAUCUGGCACUUCCAAGACGGCCACCAUUCUUAACUUUUUGAAGCAUGUUAAUCCUGAUACAUGGAUUAAUCUGAUCAUCAACUUUUCAUCAAGAACAACUUCAAUGGACCUGCAGAGAAACUUAGAGGCUAAUGUGGAAAAAAGGACCAAAGAUAUAUAUGGUCCUACAAUGGGGAAGAAACUACUGGUAUUUCUGGAUGACAUGAACAUACCAAAGGUGGAUAAUUAUGGGACCCAGCAGCCUAUUGCACUUCUAAAGCUGCUGUUGGACCGAGGCGGCAUUUAUGACAGAGGAAAAGAACUUAACUACAAAAUCCUUAAAGACCUUGGCUUUAUUGCUGCCAUGGGAAAGCCAGGAGGUGGUAGGAAUGAGGUGGAUCCACGCUUCAUCUCGCUCUUCAGCGUCUUCAGCAGCCCCUUUCCAACAGUGGAGUCUCUCCACCUCAUCUAUGCCUCUAUUAUCAAAGGUCACACCAAGCUGUUUGAGGAUGCCAUUCGGAAGGUGUGUGAUAAAAUCACAGAUUGCACCCUGGAGCUCUACAACCUCAUCAUCAAAGAUCUUCCACCGACUCCCUCCAAAUUCCACUACAUCUUCAACCUGAGGGACCUGUCAAGAGUCUACAACGGACUGAUCCUCACCAACCCAGACAAAUUUCUGACCGUCACCCAGUUUGUGCGUGUCUGGAGAAAUGAGUGCUUGAGGAUCUUUCAUGACAGACUCAUUGAUGAAACCGACAAAACAUUGGUCGAAGGUCACAUAAAGAACCUGGUUGAAGAACAUUUUAAUCCAGAAAUGGAGGCAGUGAUGAGUGACCCGAUACUUUUUGGCGACUUCAGGACAGCUCUCAGUGAAUCUGAACCAAGAGUUUAUGAGGACAUCCAAGACUAUGAGUCCUCUAAAGCAAUGUUUGAGUUAAUACUUGAGGAAUACAAUGAGAACAAGUCCAGGAUGAACCUUGUGCUGUUCGAUGAUGCUCUGGAACAUCUGACCCGGGUUCACCGUAUCAUCCGCAUUGAUCGGGGCCACGCACUGCUGGUUGGCGUGGGGGGCUCUGGCAAACAGUCGCUCACCAGGCUUGCUGCUUUCACUGCUGGCUGUGAGGUGUUUGAGAUAACACUCAGCAGAGGAUACAAUGAGUCCAACUUCCGAGAAGAUUUGAAAACCCUGUACUUGAAGCUUGGCAUUGAAAACAAGAAGGUAGUUUUCCUCUUUACGGAUGCCCACGUCGCUGAGGAAGUCUUCUUGGAACUGAUUAACAACAUGCUGACUUCAGGCAUAGUUCCUGCGUUGUUCCCUGACGAUGAGAAGGAGUCUGUUCUCAACCAGCUUCGUGAUGAGGCUCUGAAAAUGGGAGCCGGUCCCUCCAAAGCCAGUCUGUGGCAGUACUUUGUCAAUAAGAGUGCUAACAACCUCCACAUUGUUUUAGGCAUGUCUCCAGUGGGAGACACCCUGAGGACACGCUGCAGGAACUUUCCAGGACUGAUGAACAACACCGUGAUAGACUGGUUCCUACCAUGGCCUCCACAAGCAUUACAAGCGGUGGCUCACUCUUUCCUUGGAGAAAAUCCAAUGAUCCCUGAUGCUCACUCUGAAGCAGUUAUAGGUCACGUGUGCAUGGUCCAUACCUGUGUGAAGGACUACAGCAAGCUGUUCCUGCAAAAACUUAGACGAUGCAACCAUGUUACCCCAAAGAACUACCUGGACUUUAUUAAGACCUACUGUAAUCUCUUGGAGAAAAAAGACAAAUUCAUUCUAGGUCAGUGCAAGCGUUUAGAGGGUGGGUUGGAUAAACUGAAGGAAGCCAGUGAUCUACUGGCUGAACUAAAUGUGAAGCUUGCAGAUCAGAAGGUGGUCCUUGCUGAAAAGUCAAAAACCUGUGAAACCCUCCUGGAAAACAUUGCUACAAAUACAAGUGUAGCUGAGGAGAAAAAGGCCCUGGCUCAGGAAAAAGCUAAAGAGAUUGAGGAGAAAAACAAAGUCUUAGCUGCAGAAAAGAAAGAAGCUGAAAGUUCCUUGGCUGAAGCUCUGCCAGCAUUGGAGGCUGCCCGUCAUGCCCUGCAAGACCUGGAAAGAUCAGAUGUCACUGAGAUCCGAUCUUUCGCUAAGCCACCUAAGCAAGUGCAGGUGGUUUGUGAGUGCAUUCUGGUGCUGCGAGGCUACAAAGACAUCAGCUGGCAGUCGGCGAAGGGGAUGAUGUCAGAAACCAACUUCCUUCGCUCCUUAAUGGAGAUGGACUGUGAUUCCAUAAGUAACAGCCAGGUCAGGACCGUCAAAGAGUUCCUGAAGAACCUACAGACAAGCUUUGAGAAGAUGCAAGCCAUCAGCAAAGCUGGCUCAGGGAUGCUGAAGUUUGUGGAAGCCAUCAUAGGCUACUGCGAUGUCGCCAAGGAGAUUGAACCCAAGAGAGAGAAAGUGGCAUGCCUAGAGAAGGAUUUCUUUCAGAGCAAGAAGGAACUGGCGCACAUUCAAAAUGAGCUCAGAGAUAUCCAGGCAGAGUUGCAAGGUCUUAAAGAGACGUACGAAGCUGCUAUUCUGGAAAAGCAGAUGCUGCAGGAAGAGGCUGAAGUCAUGGAGAGGAAGCUUGUAGCUGCUGACAAACUCAUCUCUGGCCUGAGCUCCGAAAAUCAACGAUGGAGCACAGAUUUGGACGAGUUGAAGCAGAGGCGUGUGCUCCUCCUUGGUGACUGCCUGGUCUCUGCUGCUUUCCUGAGCUACCAAGGGGCCUUCAGCUGGGAGUUCAGGGAUCAGAUGGUGUAUCAAAUAUGGGUUCAGGAUGUGCAGGAGCGAGGCAUCCCCUUGAGUCAGCCUUUCAAAGUGGAAAACCUUCUUACUGAUGAUGCAGAGAUCAGCAGGUGGGGCUCUGAGGGUUUGCCCCCUGAUGAGCUGUCGGUGCAGAAUGGGAUCCUGACCACCAGAGGGAGUCGAUUUGCCUUGUGUAUUGAUCCUCAGCAGCAAGCAUUCAACUGGCUUAAAAACAAAGAAGAAAACAAUAAUCUCAAGAUAUCGUCCUUCAAUGAUCCAGACUUCUUGAAACAGCUUGAGAUGGCCAUUAGGUACGGUUAUCCAUUCCUCUUUCAAGAUGUAGACGAGUACAUCGACCCGGUAAUUGACAACUUACUGGAGAAAAAUGUGAAAGGAGCCGAGGGCCGACAGGUCGUCAUGCUGGGAGACAAGGAGGUCCAUUAUGAUCCCAACUUCCAACUUUAUCUCAACACCAAAGUGGCUAAUCCCAAAUAUACUCCAUCAGUGUUUGGAAACACCACGGUCAUUAACUACGCCGUAACACUGAAAGGUCUGGAGGACCAGCUCCUGAGCGUCAUCAUGGGCUUUGAGAAGAGGGACCUGGAGAAGCAGCGUGAGCGUUUGAUCCAAGAGACCAGUGACAACAAGAAGCUGCUGAAAAACCUUGGAGAUUCAUUGCUUAGAGAGCUGGCCACGUCUACAGGAAACAUGCUGGAGAACACGGAGCUUGUUCAGACUCUAGAGGAAACCAAGCUGAAAGCCACUGAGGUAUUUGAGAAGCUCACGUUGGCUCAGAAGACAUCAAUGGACAUUGAUCAGCUCAGAAAUGGCUACAGACCUGCAGCAAAGCGCGGCGCCAUCUUGUUCUUCGUCCUGACAGACAUGGCUCUGGUCAGCAGCAUGUACCAAUACUCACUGGCAUCGUACCUGAAAGUCUUUGACUUGUCGCUACGUAAAUCUUGCUCUGAUUCUGUCCUUCACAAAAGACUCCAGAACAUCAUCAACACUCUGACAUACAAUGUUUAUAACUACGGCUGUACAGGGCUGUUUGAGAGACACAAGUUGCUCUUUUCCUUCAACAUGACAGUGAAGAUCGAACAGGCAGAGGGAAGGGCCCGCCAGGAGGAGCUGGAAUUUCUUAUUAAAGGUAAUCUGUCUCUGGAGAAGAGCGUUAAAAAGAAGCCAUGUGACUGGCUUCCUGACCAGGGCUGGGAGGACCUGCUUCAACUCUCAGAGCUCUUUCCUGAACACUUUGGCUCUCUGCCUGAUGACAUUGGGAAAAAUCCCACUGACUGGGAAUCUUGGUUUGAUUUGGACGCUCCAGAACAGGCUCCAUUUCCCAUGAAAUAUAAAGAGAACCUCUCAGCCUUUCAGAACCUGCUGUUACUGCGCUGCUUCCGCUUGGACCGAGUCUUCAGAGGUGUGACCGACUACGUCACUGUGACCAUGGGCGAGAAAUAUGUGCAGCCCCCUGUGAUCAGCUUUGCUUCAGUCUACGAACAGAGCUCACCUUUCUCUCCCAUCCUUUUCAUCUUGAGCCCUGGCUGUGACCCUGCCGGUGACCUUAUGAAACUGGCAGAGGCGUCAGGCUUUGGAGGCAGCAAGUCCAGGUUCCUUGCAAUGGGCCAAGGGCAGGAGAAGGUGGCAUUGGAUCUGCUGGAGAAGGCAGCCUCUCGUGGUCUGUGGUUGAUGCUGCAGAACUGCCACUUAUUGGUGAAGUGGUUGAAAGAACUGGAGAAGGCUUUAGAUCGGAUCACUAAGCCCGACCCCAACUUCCGCUUGUGGAUCACAACCAACCCCAUCAAGGAUUUCCCUGUUGGGAUUCUACAAAUGUCUCUGAAGGUGGUGACGGAGCCUCCCAGCGGUCUCAAGCUGAACAUGAGAGCCACGUACUCCAGAGUCUCACAUGAAAGCCUGACUGCAUGCCCGCACCCGUUGUUCAAAGGCUUGGUGUAUGUGCUGGCCUUCUUCCAUGCUGUGGUGCAGGAGAGGCGAAAGUACGGAAAGAUUGGCUGGAAUGUGCCCUAUGACUUCAGCGAGUCGGACUUCUCUGUGUGUAUGGAGAUCCUGAACACUUACCUGACUAAAGCGUACAACCAAGGAGACAGCGAUAUCCCCUGGGGAUGUCUGAAAUAUCUUAUUGGAGAGGUGAUGUAUGGUGGGCGAGUUAUAGACAGCUUUGACCGCAGGAUCCUGACUGUCUACAUGGACGAGUACCUUGGAGAUUUCCUCUUCUCUACCUUCCGGCAGUUUCACUUCUUCAAAAACAAAGAUGUAGAUUACAGAAUCCCUCCAAGCGGGCCAAAGACCGUAUAUAUUGAGGAGAUCGAGAACCUGCCGCUAGCAAACACACCAGAGGUGAUGGGUCUUCAUUCCAAUGUAGAGAUAGGAUAUUACACUCUGGCUGUGAAAGAGAUGUGGACUCACCUGAUAGACCUUCAACCUCAGACAGGUGAAUCUAGUGGAGGUAUUACGAGGGAGGAGCAGAUAAGCCAGGUGGCUCAGGACAUCCAGAACAAAGUUCCCGAGCUCUUUGACAUGGACGUUGUUCGUAAAACGUUUGGCACAGAUGUUUCUCCAACCUCUGUGGUUCUACUUCAGGAACUAGAGCGCUUCAACAAGCUGGUGGAUCGCAUGCAGCAGUCCUUGGCUGAGUUGAUAAGGGCCUUAGCUGGUGAGGUGGGGAUGAGCAGUGAGUUGGAUGAAGUGGCUCGGGCUCUUUUUAACGGCCACAUUCCUGCCGUAUGGAAGAAGCUGGCACCUGAGACUCUGAAGUCCCUCGGAAGCUGGAUGAGUCACUUCAAGAGGCGUUAUGAACAGUAUGAAUCCUGGGUGAAUGAAGGAGAGCCGAAGGUUAUGUGGCUAUCAGGACUUCACAUCCCGGAGUCUUACCUGACUGCUCUGGUUCAAGCUGCCUGCAGGAACAACGGCUGGCCUCUGGAUCUUUCCACACUGUAUACAGAAGUGACCCGGUACCGCAGUGAGGAUGAAAUCACUGAGCGGCCUAGACAAGGCUGCUUUGUGUCUGGCCUGUUCCUGGAGGGAGCAGACUGGGACAUGGAGAACAGCUGCCUAAUGAAGAGUAAACCUAAAGCCUUGGUUGUUGAGCUGCCCGUUCUCAGAGUCAUCCCCGUUGAGACUCGCCGCCUUAGAUUACAGAACACAUUGAGGACACCAGUGUACACAACUUCCAUGCGCAGGAAUGCAAUGGGAGUCGGGUUGGUCUUUGAGGCAGACCUGUUUACAACGCUGCACAUCUCCCAUUGGGUUCUGCAGGGAGUGUGUUUGUGUCUCAACACUGACUGAAGAUUUUCUUGACAAAUUCUUACUGAAGACGUGUUUCUGUUCUUCAAAUGUGUAGUUUAUAAUGUAGCCACUAGAUGGCAGCACAGAACACUGUUCUCUGCCUCUUCUGAAGUCUUUGACUCUGAUGUUACCUGAGCAAAGGUGUCACCAGACCACAUCUUUACAUCUUUGUCUUAUGAAUCCACAUUAGUUUUCAAAUAAACAUGUUAGUGAACAGUU
Girardinichthys multiradiatus is the source of this 14040-nucleotide messenger RNA. RefSeq names its product dynein axonemal heavy chain 10 (gene dnah10). The coding region runs from base 136 to 13821 and encodes 4561 amino acids. The transcript is spliced from 80 exons. The record is from RefSeq and is a predicted model, not a curated record. Gene Ontology annotation, biological process: microtubule-based movement. Lineage: Eukaryota; Metazoa; Chordata; Actinopteri; Cyprinodontiformes; Goodeidae. Gene Ontology annotation, molecular function: ATP binding; dynein intermediate chain binding; dynein light intermediate chain binding. Gene Ontology annotation, cellular component: dynein complex.